Messenger RNA from Onychostruthus taczanowskii (white-rumped snowfinch), 563 nucleotides. It is a transcript of the gene FBXO46, whose product is annotated as F-box protein 46. Gene Ontology annotation, molecular function: protein binding. The record is from RefSeq and is a predicted model, not a curated record. Gene Ontology annotation, biological process: intracellular signal transduction. The annotation marks the transcript as partial. The transcript has a single exon. Lineage: Eukaryota; Metazoa; Chordata; Aves; Passeriformes; Passeridae.
AGCGAGCGCCGCGUCGGCGGCGUCGGCGUCGGCCGGGGAGGCCGCGGGGGACCCGGCGCUGUGCCGGCUGUACCGGCACGUCUCUCACGACUUCCUGGAGAUCCGGUUCAAGAUCCAGCGGCUGCUGGAGCCGCGGCAGUACAUGCUGCUGCUGCCCGAGCACGUGAUGGUGAAGAUCUUCAGCUACCUGCCCACGCAGGCGCUGGCCGCCCUCAAGUGCUCGUGCCACUACUUCAAAUCCAUCAUCGAGACGUUCGGCGUGCGGGCGGCCGACUCGCGGUGGAACCGGGACCCGCUCUACCGGGACGACCCGUGCAAGCAGUGCAAGAAGCGGUACGAGCGCGGCGACGUGUCGCUGUGCCGCUGGCACCCCAAGCCCUACCACCACGACCUGCCCUACGGCCGCUCGUACUGGAUGUGCUGCCGCCGCGCCGAGCGCGAGGCGCCGGGCUGCCGCACCGGGCUGCACGACAACAACUGGGUGCACCCGGCGGCGGCGGGCAGGAGGGACGAGGGGAGGUGAGGGAGGGAGGGAGGACGGACGGAGGGACGGACGGACGGAC